Chironomus riparius is the source of this 1522-nucleotide messenger RNA. NCBI's taxonomy places the organism in Eukaryota, Metazoa, Arthropoda, Insecta, Diptera, Chironomidae. The record is from the annotation of a GenBank genome assembly.
AAUUUCUGUGUUGUCAAAAACUUUUUUCAAGACAAAUAGAAAAAAAAUGUAAAUUUCGCGACACCCUCGCUAGUUAAGUUCCAGUUUCCGACCAAACCUAAAUAAUGUACAGUUUAAAUUGUUAAAAAAGAAUGAAGAAGUCUGCAUCGUUAAAUGUCCUGCUUGGCGAGGGCGCCCUACAAUCACGAUGGAGACAAAAUGCAGGCGCUAGUUUUAUAAGAAUUAGAAAAAAUAAAUUUCGUAGUCAUUUUAUCUAUAUUAUUGCCCUAAUAUUGCUUGUGCUUAUCGUGUACAUAAUUUUGCCAGCACAACGUAAAUUCACAUCGACAUAUCGUCACGUGGAGACGUCACAAAUUUAUUCAAAUAUUAUUGAUAAUGAGAUAAUUAAUUACAAUCCAGCAUAUCCGCUCACGAAGCCCGUCAUUAAUUCUCAUACGAAGACAACGGCUUAUAAGAUUGCAAUGAUUGCUGAUCUCGAUACAAAUUCGAGGAAGAAAAAGGAUGGAAAUGAAUAUUCAAGUUUUUUAAAGAAGGGAUGGCUGACGGUGACCUCGACACAUUCAACUUUUGAAUUUAAAUGGGAUGAGGAGGAAUCGAAAGAGAUUAAGAGUGGAUAUUCCUUGAAAGGACGUGGCAUGGAACUGUCCGAGCUAGUCACGUUUAACGGUAAAAUCUACACUUUUGAUGACCGAACAGGAAUAGUUUUUCAAGUCAAUAAUGACAACACCGUAGCUCCAUGGAUUAUCCUUACUGAUGGCGAGUCAAUAUCACAAAAAGGCUUCAAAAGUGAGUGGGCAACGAUAAAGAAUCAUCAAAUGUAUAUCGGAAGUAUGGGCAAGGAGUGGACAAAUGCAGGCGGAGAAUUUGAGAAUUAUAAUCCAAUGAUGGUUAAGGUUGUGAGCACAAAAGGUGAAGUUAAGACUCUUAAUUGGGUUAAGAAUUUUAAAGCAAUUAGAUCGGCUGUUGGAAUUGAAUGGCCAGGCUACAUGAUUCAUGAAAGUGGCGCGUGGAGUGACUUUAAUCAAAAGUGGUUCUUUCUACCUCGAAGAUGCUCAACAGCAAAAUAUAACGAGACAAUUGAUGAGUCGAAAGGAUGCAAUUACUUGAUUAUAGCUGAUGACACAUUUACGGACAUCCAAAAAGUUGAAAUUGGUGAUCUUAAGCCAACACGCGGCUAUUCAAGCUUCAAAUUUCUUCCUGAUACUCAUGAUAGUAUUAUUAUAGCACUAAAAACUGAAGAAGUCAGUGGAUCCACUAGCACAUAUGUUACUGUUUUUGAUAUUAAGGGAAAUAUUUUACAUCCGGAUGAGAAGAUUCAUACUGAGUAUAAAUAUGAAGGAUUUGAGUUUAUAUGAAAAUAAAAUUUUGAAUUUUAUAUAAAAUGUUUUUCUAUUGUUAUAAAUAAGAAAAUUAAUAGAGUCAAAAAAUUAAAUGAUUUUAGCAAUUUAAGUGCAUAUUUAUGAUUUAUGAAGCUGAGCAUAAUAAAUUCUGAAAAAAUUACUUUUGGAUAAUUUGUCUCUUU